AUGCCGCCUUCGAACGGGCACCUGCUGCUCCCCAAGUUCUGGAGAGCAGCCAGGUCUGCCUACGAGAAGGCCUACAAGACUAUCAAGUCAAGGUUUCCGGAGCAAUUCCAACAGAGCUCACUUCGUCUUCAACCCGAGUAUGCGCGUAUAGUCAACAGACAGCCCAUCAAUCGUGCCGCUGCUAUCCGCCAAGCCCGCACUCGCCAGUACUCUACCCGUGCAGCAGGUUCCUUCGUCUCUUACCUUCGGAGUGGACUACAAGGCGAGCGUGCUGCCUACAAGACAUCUCGCGUUGCAUCGAAUGUCAGCCGCUUGACUAGCCAUGCUCCUUUUGCCUCAACCCUUCGUCCGAAUUUGACCGGCGGCACCCUGGGUCGUACGGCGGGAGGCUAUGCUAUUGGUGCCGGCCGCAUCGGUGGGGCACGAUACUUCUCCCAUGGCGCAGCUGCACCUGCACAGGUCCUCAACAAUGUGUCGGUAGGUGUUCGGGCAUUUUUCCUGUCCGGGAAGAAGGCUCGGUUCGAUGGAGUCGAUCCCAUCACCGGCAACAAGCGAUUCAAGGCUGUGAGCAAGCUCCAAGAUGAGGCUGAGCGGAAGAUGGCAGCCAUCCCUCGCACGGCUCCCGGCUCCUUCAUCGAUUUCCAGAUCUCCCCGACCAUCACCGCUUUCGGGUUGCAGAAGAACCUGGCUGCGACCGGAGCUUAUGACGUCCAGACCGUCAACUCGGAGGGUCUCAUGGACUUUCUGUCUGCGGACUUCGCCCGUGCUCUCAAGGAUCUCGCCGCUGUGCUCAACGACCUGAAGCGACUGGCCGCGCUGGGUGACUUGCCCAUUGAGUUGCAUGAUAAGUCUACCAUUCGGGUGCGGUUCCCUGGUUGCGAUGCUGGUACUGUUGAACGUCUUUGUGAUGAGGCCGGCGUUCGGAGGGGAAAGGUAAUGCAGGAUGAAGAUUUCGACAUCCGUAUGGGUGCCGAUCUUGCUCUUCUGUUUCCUUUCGCCCCCAGUGUGCCCGCAUCUCCCGACAUGGACGACUACUUUUAUCGCCCUGGGACCCUGAAGUCACAGGCUCCCGAGGAGGUGGAUUGGCAUGCAAUGAUGUCGCCUGAUGAGGCUACCGAAGCAUCUCCCGUACUCUACAAACAGCCAUCCAACCAACUCAGCUUUGAGGACGUGACUAUGUUUGCAGAGAAUCCCUGGGUGUCUUCUUCAUCAGGAUAUUCCAGCAUCAAUGUCAGCGAGCUCGGUGAUCGUGCCUUCUUUGCCGAGGUCCGAAGCAUCGGUGUGCCCGAGAGUACCUCCGAAUACGACGGAUCGGAUGGAAUUCGCAAAUUCAUAGCAGAGUGCGAUAUCGCUAGGCGACAUUAUUGA
Messenger RNA from Aspergillus sclerotioniger CBS 115572, 1368 nucleotides. RefSeq lists its product as uncharacterized. Gene Ontology annotation, biological process: proteasome assembly. Lineage: Eukaryota; Fungi; Ascomycota; Eurotiomycetes; Eurotiales; Aspergillaceae. The record is from RefSeq and is a predicted model, not a curated record. The coding region runs from base 1 to 1368 and encodes 455 amino acids. Gene Ontology annotation, molecular function: proteasome binding. The transcript is spliced from 2 exons.